GAGUCAGCCUCACAGCUCCUGUAACACCAUGAAGCUGAGCCACGGGUUCUUCAUGUGCUUGCUGCUCUUGGGGAGCAUGGAGCUGUGCUGCCUUCAGCCUCUCUGGCUCCUGCAGGGCGGAUCCCGGCGCCCUGUACCCUCUGUCUCUCCGGUACAGGUGCAGUGUCUGGAAGCUCGGCUGGUGGUCACUGUCAACAGAGAUCUCUUUGGCACGGGGAAGCUUGUCCAGCCUGCCGACCUCACCCUGGGCCCUGAAGGCUGCCGCCCCCUGGUCUCCACAGGCAUGGAUGACACUGUGGUCAAGUUCGAGGUUGGGGUGCAUGAGUGUGGCAGCAGUGUUCAGGUGACAAGUGAUGCCCUGGUGUACAGCACCUUCCUGCUGCACACGCCCCGGCCCGUGGGAAACCUGUCCAUCGUGAGGACCAACCAUGCGGAAGUUCCCAUCGAGUGUCGCUACCCCAGGCACGGCAACGUGAGCAGCCAGGCGAUCCUGCCCACGUGGGUGCCCUUCAAGAUGACAGUGUCCUCAGAGGAGAAGCUGGCUUUCUCCCUGCGCCUGAUGGAGGGAAACUGGAGCACUGAGAAGACAUCCCCCACCUUCCACCUGGGUGAGGUUGCCCACCUGCAGGCUGAGGUCCGCACUGGCAGCCACCUGCCGCUGCAGCUCUUCGUGGACCACUGUGUGGCCACACCGACACCAGACCAGGAUGCGUCCCCUCGUCACACCAUUGUGGACUUCCACGGCUGUCUCGUGGACGGGCUGUUUGACGGUUCUUCUGUAUUCCAAGCCCCCAGACCCAGGCCGGACACACUCCGGUUCACAGUAGACAUGUUCUACUUCGCUAAUGACUCCAGAAACACGAUAUAUAUCACCUGUCGCCUGAAGGUUACUGCAGCUAACCAAGUCCCAGACCAACUCAACAAAGCCUGCUCCUUCAACAAGCCUUCUAAUAGCUGGUCCCCAGUAGAAGGCACUGCUGACAUCUGUAAGUGCUGUGACAAGGGAGAUUGUGGUGGUCCGGGCUAUUCCCAGAGGCAGCUCCCUAGGGUGAGCCAGGGAUUUGGAUCUACUUCACGGGACCGAAACCGCAGGCACGUAACAGAAGAAGCAGAUGUCACCGUGGGACCACUGAUCUUCCUGGGACGGGCUAGUGACCACAGUGUGGAGGGCCAGACCCCUCCCACCCCCACCCCCACCCCCACGGUUCUAGGCUUGGGCCUGGCUGCAGUGGCUUUCCUGACCCUGGCUGUUGUCCUGGGUCUUUCCAGGAGGUGCCACACUGCUUCCCACCCUGUGUCCCUUUCUCAAUAA
This is a messenger RNA of Fukomys damarensis (Damara mole-rat), 1312 nucleotides long. RefSeq names its product zona pellucida glycoprotein 3 (gene Zp3). The coding region runs from base 29 to 1312 and encodes 427 amino acids. The transcript is spliced from 8 exons. Gene Ontology annotation, molecular function: acrosin binding. The record is from RefSeq and is a predicted model, not a curated record. NCBI's taxonomy places the organism in Eukaryota, Metazoa, Chordata, Mammalia, Rodentia, Bathyergidae. Gene Ontology annotation, cellular component: extracellular matrix. Gene Ontology annotation, biological process: egg coat formation; positive regulation of acrosome reaction; binding of sperm to zona pellucida.